This is a messenger RNA of Mycosarcoma maydis (corn smut), 435 nucleotides long. RefSeq lists its product as uncharacterized. The transcript has 2 exons. NCBI's taxonomy places the organism in Eukaryota, Fungi, Basidiomycota, Ustilaginomycetes, Ustilaginales. The coding region runs from base 1 to 435 and encodes 144 amino acids. The record is from RefSeq and is a predicted model, not a curated record.
AUGCUUUCCAGCCGGUUCAUCACGCGCGCCAUCAGGCCGUCCACUCGGACUCUUCGCAGCACCACUCUCGCAGCCAUCCCGCAACCUGCGCUGCGUUCACGCACAUACGCCUCGUCACCCACCCCAAACUCGUUCCCCCAGUUGCCACCGGGAUUCGAAAAACUAGCACACUCCCCAUCAGCCCUUACGGCCAUCUCGAACCUGGUAGAAGUGAUGAAGCAGAACGGCGUCGAUCUGCACACUGGCGAGAAGCCCAGCAUGUGGCAAAUGGUGAAACUCGCUCGUAAUCAGGAGGUCAGAGAUGCUACGACCAAAGUCAUGGAAGAACUUAAAAACGCUGGAAUAGAUGUUUCGCCUGAACGUCUUCAGGCCAUCAUGAACAGUCAAAACGACUUUUUUGGUGGUGACAAACAGAAUGGCGGCAAGAAGGAGUAA